AUGGAACUCGUAUUUGUGUUCGCGACCGUUGCCACAGUGUUUGUGUCUUUCGUUGAUGGAGCUGGAUAUCUGCAGAUACGACCUCCCUCAGCAAAUCAAUGUUGCUACGAAGACAUAAAUAAGGCUCACUUCAGCUAUGAAAGGGAUUUCUGUGAAGGACCAAAGGAUUGGUGUAAAGUUCACCCAUGCUGGAGUACAUGUGGCUCACAGAAGAGACAAUCGCCUAUUAACAUAGAUACAAAAGAGACUCGUUAUAAAAGUUAUUCAAGGCUGAAGUUUGAUAAUCUCAACACAAGAGUUCUUGCGAAUAUCAAAAACAAUGGUCAUGCUCCGGAUUUUGAUGUUGACGAAGAAUUUGACGACGAGAUAACUCUAUGUAAUGUUCCUGGAAGACCAAAAGACAAAGAGUAUAAUUUUGCUCAGUUGCAUGUUCACCUUGGACGAGACGAAAAUAAAGGAUCUGAACAUGCUAUUGACAAUACAUUCAAACCGAUGGAGGCUCAUAUGGUAUUUUACGACAGCGACUAUGACGGUGUUGGGAAAGCUAAACCAAAGAGAAAUGGACUGGUGGUGUUAAGUGUUAUGAUAGAGGUAUACGGAAAACCCCACGAAAACAAUGAAUGCAGGGUUGCUGGAACAUGUAAAGUCAGAUUUGCAAAUAAGCUUAGUAAACUGAUGGAAAAAUAUUAUGAGAAAGUGCGACACUAUCCUAUGGAGUCGUUUAAUCCUGAUUUCUUCAACAUCCUUGGGGUUCAACGUAGUAACAGUUGUACGAACAAUAAAUGUGGUCGGACGCCAAGUCCAGACUUCAUAGAAGAGAGAUGCGAAAAAAAAGAGCAAAACGACAGAUCAGUUACAGUUACAGAAGGUAUUACUCCUCUAGAUGUCCUUCCGUAUGACAGAGAUCGAUUCUACACAUAUGCAGGGUCUCUCACUACACCUCCAUGUUAUGAAACUGUACAAUGGGUUGUUUAUAAAUGCCCAAUUAAAGUUUCUAGCAAGGCUUUUAAAAUGUUACAGUUGGUGGAAGAUUCACAUUUUCUUCCUCUUUCAAGAUUUGGUGUACGAAGACCUUUACAGAAAAAUAAGAAAGUGGUUGUCUACAGUAAUUUCAAGAAAUGA
Molecule: messenger RNA, 1122 nt
Organism: Mytilus trossulus (common blue mussel)
Lineage: Eukaryota; Metazoa; Mollusca; Bivalvia; Mytilida; Mytilidae
Product: nacrein-like protein
Exons: 9
Coding region: 1-1122 (373 amino acids)
Molecular function (GO): carbonate dehydratase activity; zinc ion binding
Source: RefSeq, a predicted model, not a curated record